Gymnogyps californianus (California condor) is the source of this 581-nucleotide messenger RNA. Its product is annotated as E3 ubiquitin-protein ligase RBBP6-like. The record is from RefSeq and is a predicted model, not a curated record. The transcript has a single exon. The coding region runs from base 138 to 473 and encodes 111 amino acids. Lineage: Eukaryota; Metazoa; Chordata; Aves; Accipitriformes; Cathartidae.
CACCCCCAUACAGAAGAUGCCAUUCACGGUCAAGGUCUCCAGCAAGCAGAGACCAGUCUCGCACUAAAAGGACUAUACCUCAAGGGGAAGGAGAAAGGGAGUAUUUUAACAGAUACACAGAAGUUCCAGCAUACGAUAUGAAAGCUUACCGCGGCAGAUCUGUUGAAUUCAGAGAUCCAUUUGAAAAGGAAAGAUACAGAGAAUGGGAAAGGAACUAUACAGAACGGUAUGAACAGUUUUACAAGGGCUGUGCUGUUGGCGCUCAACCUCGACCUCCAGUAAACAGCGAGAACUUUUCUCCAGAGAGGUUUGGUCCAAAAAUGGACAAGACAAAGCAGAAAGUAGAAGUGGCUGUUCCUCCGAAGAAAGACAAUAUACUAAAACGAGCUAAAGCUCCCCAAGAAAAGGUGGACACCGAUCGUGAAAAAUCUGCUCAAAUGGAACCUCCUGUGAAAAAAGUGAAGGAGGAGUAGCCGACCUUAGUUCGUUUAUGUUCUUAAUUCAUCUUCAUAUGAUCUCUUGUAAAACAUUGUUGAACUUGUGCAUGCACUUUAUUUUGAAAUAAAGCACACAGCAUCAAU